Soboliphyme baturini is the source of this 897-nucleotide messenger RNA. Lineage: Eukaryota; Metazoa; Nematoda; Enoplea; Dioctophymatida; Soboliphymatidae. The record is from the annotation of a GenBank genome assembly.
AUGUCGCAGGAGGUCGGCGCGUCCUCGUCCUCUUCCUCAUCCUCAUCCUGGAUCGGCUGCGGCCGUUGUUCAACGUUUGGCCAGUUGCUGCCUGGCCGCAAACCGCGUCACUGCGUUGCGGUCAUGGUCAUUGUCAAAGCGCUGGCGUGCAUUGGUUUCGCAGCGUGCGUGUACUUUUUUGUCGGAGUUAACUGUUCACUGUUCAAACUCGCCUGCUUUACGAUCGUCACUGCCGGCUUUUGCGUUCUGCUGGAAACGAUCGGCAUGUUCCAACGCUCUUGGUGGCUGCUGUCGCGAAUGUCCAUCGUCAAUCUAGUCAAUAUCGUACUGUCCACGAUCGUACUGUUUCUGACGCUGGCCGGAGAGCAGACGGUCGCCCCGUCGGUCAGGGACUUCAACCCGUACCUGGUUCAGGCGCUGACGUGCACCGUUCUCGGUGUCUGGCUGACGGUGCUCAUGUGUUCGAUGAAGGCGAUUCAACACUACUGCUCGUACCUGAUGCGCAACGAACGUACAGCGCGCUCCGUGCAGUCCCCACUGCCAAUGGCCGUCGUUAAGGUAAUGUCCGAUCAUUCGCAAUGGGGCCAGCCAGCGAAAACGAAAAGGGCGGACUUGUACUCAUUCUGGGAUUACUAUGGCCCGAAACUUGACAUGAACACAGUCAUAGUUACCAACACACCAUCUGCAACGUCAUCUUCGCCUACAGGUGCUACAGCUGCUACGGCAUCGGACGCGGCUGGCCUCCGCGUCGUCAACGUCUCUUGUCGGAACAAAUUAAAGUCGCCUUCAUCAUUGCCCCCGACCUCGGUGGCAGCCGUGCAAACGGCACAGCAGUCGACGGCUACCACUGAACAGUGCAACGACACUGGCACAGAACAACCAACGUCGCAAACGUAA